Molecule: messenger RNA, 2260 nt
Organism: Anopheles aquasalis
Lineage: Eukaryota; Metazoa; Arthropoda; Insecta; Diptera; Culicidae
Gene: Orc3
Product: origin recognition complex subunit 3
Biological process (GO): DNA replication initiation; DNA replication
Cellular component (GO): DNA replication preinitiation complex; nuclear origin of replication recognition complex; nuclear pre-replicative complex
Molecular function (GO): DNA replication origin binding
Source: RefSeq, a predicted model, not a curated record
GAGCAGAUUUUGACAAAGUAUCGAGCAAAUUUUUUCAGAUCCUACUCCGACAAGUCGGAGUCCGACAAUCGUGGCGCGCUUUCAUCAACAGCUGUUUUUGUUGCGGCGCGUGCGAAGAUAUUUUUCUGGAGCAAAGCAACCCUAUUUCCGACAUGGAGGCCACAAAUUCAGUUUCCAAAGGAGUGUUCCUGCUGAAUGCCGACGCUAAACGGAAAAGAACCAACGAUGGCGCGACGACCUUCCUGGACGAAAGUAUGACGGACGCGCUGUGGUAUCGAGGCUACAAAAAACACUGGGAUAGCUUGCAGCGUGCCAUAACGAAGAUACAGGCCACCAGCUACGGCAAGGUGCUGGACGAUCUGAUGGCCUUUGUCGAAGAUUGCUACUUCUCAACCGAAUACGAUGGUGCUCUACCGACGGCAAUCCUGCUUACUGGCAUCAACCAGACCGACCAUUUGUCCCAGUUCCGGAACCUUACUGAACAUAUCCGUAAUAAUACGCCCUCGUAUGUGGUCAUCUUGCAAUCCAGGGAUUGUUCCGGCAUUAAGCAGGCAAUCGAAUCGAUGGUUGGUGGCUUUAUGGAGCAUCAGUUGGCAGAUGAUGGUGGUACCCUGGACAAACCGUUGCGUAAAAAUCAGCUAAUUCUGCCCGUACUCGAGGCAUGGUAUUUAGAAAAGCACGAGCAAAUGGAACGAAAGCCAACCCUAACCAUCAUUUUGCCUGAGUUUGAACACUUCAAGCCUACCAUGUUGGAAGAUUUCAUACUCAUAUUAAAUUCUCACGCGCCCCGGCUUCCGUUCGUGCUCAUCUUUGGUGUCGCCACAACAAUAAGUUCGAUUCACAGCGCGCUUCCGUACCAUGUGACCAGCAAGUUGAAGCUUAGCACGUUUCAAUCGGAACCAUCCAUCACGCAUCUCAACAAGCUAUUGGAUCACAUAUUUCUGACGCCUUUUUGUCCGCUCCAUCUUUCGGCGAAAACGUUGACUCUGCUGUUGGACAUCUUCCUGUUUUAUGACUUUUCGGUCAACGGAUUUAUGCAGGGAUUGAAGUUAGCCUUCAUGGAACACUACUUCGAUCAACCGAUCCAUGGCCUCAGUACGAUCAUUCUGGACGACGAUGAUCUCAGUGAAAUGGUCGAAGAGUUAACUGCCAACGACUUGCAGCAAAUACGCGAGCUACCGUCGUUCAGACCAUUCGUCGAAUCGCUACAGCAGCCACAGGCCGUAAUCGACAUUCUCACUGACGACGGUCAUCUGAAGCGCUCGCUGCCCAAAAUGCUAUUGGGGGUUCACAAUUAUUGGUUCACCUUUCACUGUGCGCUCGAAAUACUGCAAGCGUUGUUCUACGAUCUGCCGAUGGCACCACUGGGAAAGCACUUGCGGGAACUUUACUGCCAUGCUGCCGCCUCCGAUAUCACGGCACUGCCCGAGUUCCACGAGUGCAUGAAAUUGCUGUCCUUCCUAUCGAAAGAGGAAAUGAUGCUAAAGAUAAAAGCUAUGCUGGACAUCGUAUUGGCGUAUGUAAAUCGUAACGAUCAACUCAAUACCGAGGGACGCAUCGUGUACGAGGUAGCACCCCUCGAGAAGAUAGCCAGUGGUUUAGUGGUGCUGUCGGAAGAGCUUGCGGCCGCAACGUAUGAUGUACUACCGAACGACAAAACCGAUGAUCAGCAACUCCUUUCGCCAAGUAUGGGCAGACAAGAACUAAGAGAUAAAUUGCUUAAUGGGGUACGGAGCGCGAAGCAAAAAUCCGGUGUUACGCGUGCGAUGGAUCGUUUAAUGAAUUACAUGGUGAAGCGCAUUUUUCAACGUUACCUCAAGCCUCCGAACGCCUAUUCCGUACCCUUGAUUGAGCUGUUCCUGUUUAGCGAUAGCGCAGCCAUGCGGCGGCAUAUAAUUGGCUCACCAAGAGCAGCGAUGCAUACGGCGCUCACUAACCCGCAGCACUACUUACAGUGCGAAUGUUGCAUUCUCGAUGAUCCUGACAGCAUUCUUCCGACGCUACCAGAUAUCUGCAUAGCGUACAAGUUACAUCUCGAGUGUGGGAAACUGAUAAAUCUUUACGAUUGGCUACAAGCGUUCCGCGCCGUAGUGGAAGAAAGGCCCCCCGAUGAGCUAGAUGAACAGGUUUCCCCGCAAAUCCAAGCCCGCUUUACCCUUGCGGUAUCAGAGUUGCAGUUUCUAGGAUUUAUCAAAACAUCGAAAAGGAAGACUGAUCACGUUACCAGACUGACUUGGUGAGGCGGCCAAUCGAAGUGGUC